UGGUUGACAAGGACACCCAAACGGUAACAUGGCCGAACGUAAGGUGUUGAACAAGUACUUCCCCCCAGACUUCGACCCCUCCCUCCUCACCAAACGCAAAAAACCCCAAAAAGCCGGCCCAAAAGUUCAAACAGUACGUCUCAUGACACCUUUCUCCAUGAAAUGCAACACCUGCGGCGAAUACAUCUACAAGGGCAAAAAAUUCAACGCACGUAAAGAGAAUAGCGGGGAGUUUUACCUCAGUAUCGAGCGGUUCCGGUUUUAUAUUCGGUGUACGCGAUGUUCGGCUGAGAUUACCUUUAUGACGGAUCCGAAGAAUGGGGAUUAUCUUAUGGAGAGUGGUGCUUCCAGGAAUUUCGAGCCGUGGAAGAAGAAGGACGGGGACGAGGAGGAGGGCGGGGAGGGGGAGGGUGGAGAGGAGGAGGGGGAGAAUGCGAUGGAGAGGUUGGAGAGUAAGACGUUGGAUGCGAAGAUGGAGAUGGAGAUCAUGGAUGCAUUGGACGAGAUCCGGACCAGGAAUUCACGGCAUGAGAGAACGGGGGUUGAUGCCGCGCUUGACCUCAUCGAUGCUGAGCGCGAAGCCGCUGCUAAGGUGGAAACGGAGGAAGAGCGACUCGCGCGAGAAGAUGCUGAAAUUGCACGGAAAGCUUUUCUGGACGCAGAUGGAGAUAAGGUGCGGAGAGUUGUUGAGGGUGAUGGGGCAUUGAAGGAGACGCCGGUGCCUGUGGUGGCUAAGCCGGCAAUCCCUACUUUCAAGACGGGGGUUGUGAAGAGGAAGAAGAAGGACUUGGGGGCUGCGCUUGGAAUUGUGGUGAAGAAGAAGUAGGCCGAAGAGGGAAGCGAGAGGACUGCGUGGUGCAUAUGGGAUAGGAUGGCGUUUCCAGUCUUUACAGCCGUCGUAAUAGUAUACCCUUUUUGAGAACCAUCCACUUCUCAUAUGAGGC
This is a messenger RNA of Saitoella complicata NRRL Y-17804, 944 nucleotides long. RefSeq names its product DUF572-domain-containing protein. The transcript has 2 exons. Gene Ontology annotation, biological process: mRNA splicing, via spliceosome. The record is from RefSeq and is a predicted model, not a curated record. Gene Ontology annotation, cellular component: U2-type catalytic step 1 spliceosome. Bases 29 to 826 code for a protein of 265 amino acids. Lineage: Eukaryota; Fungi; Ascomycota; Saitoellomycetes; Saitoellales; Saitoellaceae.